GGCACGUGACCCAAAAUUUUUGUUUUGUUUUUCAGAUGUAUACAUGCGGUUGUUAAGUUCUCCGAUCGAAUUACAUCGUAAUCAUUGAAGAUUUAUCUAUCAAAAUGAAUGUUAAUAGCAAAUAUUUUAAGAACUUGCAAGUGUGAACUACCAGUGAAGAUUAUUCAUAAGUUUAAGCUGUGUUUUGGGUUUCAAAAGUUCUUUUCUAUACGCCCAUAAUUUCUGAUUAUGGUUUUUGAAUCUGUAGUUGCUAGUCUUUUAAAUAAGUUUUUAGGUGAUUAUGUUCAAAAUUUUGACAGUUCCCAGCUGAAAUUAGGAAUAUGGGGAGGAGAUGUAACAUUGAAACAUUUAGACGUAAAAGAAAGCGCUUUAGAUGACUUGGAUUUACCUAUUAAGGUUGUAUCAGGGCAUUUAGGUCGUCUGGUUUUGAAAAUACCUUACAAAAAUCUUUACACUUCUCCAACUGUAGCUACUAUUGAAGGUCUUUUUAUCGUUGUUGUUCCUAAUACUGGUAUCAAAUAUGAUGCAGAUAAAGAAGCAAAAGCAGCUGAAGCAGCAAAAAAAGCUGAACUACAAAAGUUGGAAGAAACGAAAUCAAAGCUUUCUGAUAAAAACAGUGGUAAAGAAGAAAAAAAAGAUACAUUUACAGAAAAAUUGGUAACUCAAAUAAUCAAGAAUCUGCAAGUUAAAAUAAAAGACAUUCACUUACGCUAUGAAGACGACUUCUCUGACCCUCAGAAUCCUUUUAGUUUGGGCUUUACUCUUCAUAAUUUAUCAUUUGAGACUACUGAUGAUAAAUGGGAAUCAGCUAUAAUUCAAGAAAGUGUUAAUAUUAUACAUAAGUUAGUGACUCUGGAUAGUUUGUCAGUGUAUUGGAAUAGUAAAACUGAGCUACUUUAUAAAUGUAGUGCUGAAAAAAGACAGGAUGAAAUGGAAAAAAGUAUUGCUACUUCAACAUUUAUUCCUCAUGACAUGAAAUAUAUGUUAGGUCCUAUUAACUCAAGAGCCCAGCUGAGAUUAAACUCAAGACCUGAAAUUGAUGGAUCAGGUUUUAAAAUUCCCAAAGUAUGGCUGAAUGUUGUUAUGGAGGAAAUAGCUGUUGGACUUUCUAGAUUACAAUAUCAAGAUUUAAUCAAGUUGUUGGAAUCUCUAGAUCGAAUGACAAUAGCAACAUUAUACAGGAAAUAUAGACCUAAUGUUCAGAAGAAAGGAAAUGCAAAAAUAUGGUGGAAGUUUGCUAUCAAUGCUAUUCUUGAAGAAGAUGUUCGUAGAAAAAGAAGAAACUGGUCUUGGUCUCAUAUGAAAUCUCAUCUUGAUUGCUGCAAAAAAUAUAAAACAGUUUAUGUUUUGAAAUUAUUGGGUAAAAAGUUCUCUCAUGAUUUGCUAAAUGAAUUGAAUGAUUGUGAAAAAGCCUUGGAUAUAUUUAAUAUAACUAUUGUGAGGAAACAAGCUGAAUUAGAAGCUUUAAGGUCAUCUAAAAAGGAAAAUAAACAAAGCUGGGGUGGCUGGUUUGGUAGCUUUUUUGGUAAAGAUCAACAUGCGCACAGCUCUGAAAGCAGUAAUGGAGCUAAAAUAGUUAAACAAUUUGAAGAAGCUAUGACUGCUGAAGAAAAAAAUAGGUUAUAUGAAGCGAUUGGUUAUCAAGAAAGUGCAGUUAUGACUGAAUACCCCAAAGAAUUUAUAGAAAACAAGCUAUUAUUCCUUCUGCACAAUUUGACAGUUACACUUUCAGAUGAUACAAGAAGUGAACCCCAAGUAUUAAAAGCCAGUCUUAAGGAAGUAUCUGCGAUUGUUGAGCAAAGACCUUCUGCCUCCGCACUUAGUUUCGAGUCCAAGAUAGAUAGCUUCAUUGUAAGAGGAGUACCUGUUGGAAAGUUUACUCCUACAAUUGUCUCCUCUAGGCAGUAUGAGUCAAGCAAUCUUCCAUUGCUUAAUAUUGCAUUUGAAACCAAUCCUCUUGAUGGAUCAUGUGAUCAACGAUUAAAUGUUCAAGCACAGCCAUUAGAAAUAAUCUAUGAUGCUAUCACUGUAAACAAUCUCACAGAAGUAUUUAAACCCCCUGAAAAUCCAGCAUUACAACAGCUUCAAGCAACAGCUAUGUUAAAAUUAGAAGAUUUAAAAGAGAUGUCAGCAUUUGGACUUCAGUAUGCUAUAGAACAGCAUAAAUAUUUAGAUCUCACCAUUGAUAUGCAGCCAGUUUUUAUUAUAGUUCCAGAAAAGGGUGUUCUUAAAGAUAAUUCAUCACUAAUUGUUAUAAGUCUUGGAAAUUUCACUAUGGAUAGUAGUAAGAGAGACCCUGAGUCACCAACUGUUAAAAGCCUUGUAAAGGCAGGAAGCACAGAGGAGGAAGUUUUGUCUACUAUGAUUGACAAAGCAUAUGACAAAUUCAAAAUAUCAGUGAAAAAUGUUGAAAUACUUCUGUCUCAAGCAGGAGAAGAUUGGCGAGAUUUUAUUGGAAAACUUGGUGAUCCUCACCAUUUAUUGUAUCCAUUAACAAUAAGUGUUGAUUUCCAUAAAUCUAUUGUGACCAUUGAUCCUCGAAUGCCACAGAUGAAAAUAGUGGGAGUUCUCCCUCUUUUGGAUGUUGGCAUAUCAGAUUGCCAAAUAUUUGAACUUGUAAAAAUUGCUACAAGUAUACCAUUGCCUGAGGGUGAAAAAACAACUACUGACAGAAGCUCUUCUACGAUUCAAAAUUUACCAUCUGCUGUUGGAGCUGACUUAGUUAAUACAAAAGUAGUGCAGCAAAUUAAAAGAGAGGCUGUUGAAAAUGUGAAAAAUCUUUCAAGUGAAACAGAUGAUGAUGAUGACAGUAGUAUCAGCAGCCAAAAAAUACCUGUUCAGAGUACUAGCUUGGAGUUAAUCUUUGAUAUACAAGAAUUUUCGUUUGCUAUUUCCCGAGGGAUGAAUGAAAAUGAAGUUAAGAUGUUUAGAUUGGCAUUUCAUAAACUUGGAACAAAUGUAACUAUGCGAACAUUUGAUAUGAGUGCAAAUGUUUAUUUGGGAAGUAUACUUUUGGAACACCCUGAGUUCUCAACACCUAGUGGAGAAGUUUUGAAAAUGAUUUCAUCAACUUCAAGAAUUUCAGAUGAAAAUUUGUUUUCUUUAAAAUACCUCUCUGUUAACAAGAAGGCUCCUGAUUUUGAAACAUUAUAUGAGUCUACUUUGCAAGCAGUGACUGCAGAUUUUAAAUCGAUUGAUGUUAUUCUUCAUCAGGAAGCAAUUUUAAGUUUAAUGGACUUUUCAAAUACUGUUUUGUCUAAUAUGCAGUCAGAUUCUGAAAAAAAUGAGCCUGUCAGACUGGAUUCUACUUCUUCCAAAAAAGAAACAUCAGUUGAAAAGACAAGUUCAAAAACAGCAUCUUCUAGGAAAAAGGCUGCUUCUCAAAUUAUUGAUAUGAAGCUGGUGGCUGCAAUGGAAUCAAUUAGGCUUGUUGUUUGUAACAAAAAAUAUGAUCUUACUGAUAUAAAAAUCAAAGGAAUGAACGCUGCCAUUACUUUACAAAAAACAAAAACAUGUGUUUCUGCUUCCUUGAAGGAUGUCAUUGUUUCUGAUCCAGCUUUUGAUGCUGUAUAUCCUCAAAUUAUAACUACUGUAGCUGGAGAAGUUCUAGACGUUAAGUUAGUCAUGUUCAAUAAUGCAACAGAUGAUGAAAAUUAUAUUGAUAUGUCAGCUGUAGACAUGAGUGUGUCAGUCAGUUUUGGAAGAAUGAAGAUUGUGUUUUUGAAUAAAUUUGUGUCUUCAUUAUUGUACUUUCUUGAUCAUUUCCAAGUAGCAAAGGAUAGAGUGGCAGAAGCUAGUGUGGCAGCUGCUGAAGUAGCAAAACAGAGUAUGGAAGAAGUUUAUGAGAAAUCAACUAGAAUUUUGCUGAAUAUAAUUAUUGAAGCCCCUGUUAUAAUAACUCCACAAAAUUCAAAAUCUUCAAAUGCAAUAGUUGCAGACCUUGGAGUUUUAAAAAUUUUGAACAAAUUUUUACUAGGCGAAAAAAGAAAUGAGUUAGGAAUGCCAGUGAUAUUUGAGGAAAUGUCCCUUCAUUUGACCGACCUUCAAUUGUUCAGAGCUCUUGUUCAACCUAGUAAUGCAGAGGUUAUAGCUGAGUGUCUUAUUUUAGAUCCAAUUAGUUUCAAUUUAGAUAUUACAAGAAAUCAUUCAUUUACUUGGUAUGUUGAUCACCCAGAAAUUCACAUAACAGGACAACUUGCAGCUGUGAAGGUCACAUUGAGUCAAGAGGAUUACAAUACUGUUAUGAAUGUUCUUGGAGAGAAUUUGGCUGAAACAUGUGAAGUUGUUGAAACACCCAUUACUUCAACUACAGUAACUCAAACAUCAUCUUCUAAAACACCAACAACAUCUACUGCUUCACAACCAUCAACAAAAGCUGAGAUAACCACUGCAGUAGUCAUUGGAAAAAUCCAUCCUCGAAUGAAAUUCGAUUUUGUUUUGGAUAGUGUCACAAUCAUGCUUUGUCAUGGUGAAACUGAAUUGGUCAAAGGUGUAUGCGAAAGACAUAAUUCUUGCUCAAUGGCUGAAGUGGAAGUUAAAAUACUUGAAGCUCAUGCUGAAAUGAUGACCGAUUCUUCAAUGAUAGCAAAAGUGUACCUUAAAGAUGUUACUUUGGAUGAUACUAGAGAAAUUCGAAAAGAAGGCAUUACUCGAUUAAUGAAAAGAUCGACAACACAGGAAUCAAAUAGUAUGAUAGAUGUUGAGUUCAGCCAAACACCUACUGGUGAAAAAAGAGUACAAACGACAGUUUCUAGUUUUUCUCUUGUCUUCUGUCUUGACUACAUAAUGAUGUUGUCAGAGUUUUUCACUGGAUCACCAAAAUCAUCUACUUCAAGUAACCCUGCAAAUCCAGAAAUACACUCUAAGCAGCAAGCAUCUUUAACACCUUCACAUUCUGUAUCAGAGCAUAGUCUUAGUGAAGCUAGUGGUGCAACUGUGAUAUUUUUAAAAGUGCAAAAACCUGAUAUAGUUCUCAUAGAAAACAUUGAAGAUAAUGAUUCAAGUGCAAUAUUUCUUAAUAAUGAAAUUGAUUUGAAAGUUACAAUGGUUGGUUCAUCUCAAGCCAUAUCUGGAUCUAUCACAAAUUUGACAUUUUAUACAGCAUGUUUUAAUUCAGAGAAGCGACUUGAAACUUCAGCAAAGAUUCUUAGCCCCUGUGAUAUUGAUAUUCAGUGCAAUUUCCGUGAACAUUCUCAACACAUGGAUGUCAUGUUUAGAGACCUUAUUUUGCAUAUAACUCCAGGCACUGUUCAACUUCUUUCUAACAUACUGUCUUCUAUAGUAUCCGAGCCAGCCAAAGAAGAAGAUAAAAUCUCUAAAGAAAAGGAAGAUUAUUCUGAUAUAUGGACACCAAAACCCUUAGAAGGCAAACAUUGGUUUUUAGAAACACUUGUUGCGGAAGAUGCAAUGUCAGAAAUUAAAGAUGACUCCAUCAGUAUUGUAGCACCAACUCUACAUCAACAAAUGCUUUUUACCAUGAGAAAAAUCAUAAUAACUAUUGAAGCUGGAGUUGGAGCUCGAACUGUUCCAUUACUACUUAUGGAGUCCUCCUUUCAAGCUGAUAUACAAGAUUGGGCUAGUAAUCUGUAUGUAGGAAGCUCAUUCAGUAUGGAAAUGUCAUACUAUAAUGAAAAGAUUGCCGUAUGGGAACCUAUCAUUGAACCACUAGAAACAACUAAAGGACAUCGUUCCUGGGAAAUAAUGUUGGAGCUAACCAAAGAUACAGAUACUUUAGACCUUAGUCCUGAUGAUGAUGAUGAACCUGAAGAAGUAGUGUUUCAACCACCACAAAUGGGCUUACAAAUAGUGGCACAAGAUGUUCUUCAGCUAACAGUUAGUAAAACAUGUUUAGAUGUUCUGUCUACUUUGGGACAGGCAUUUCAAGAUGCUGUGAGCAAAGCUGUUGGUAAAGAAUCUACAAUGCCUUAUGCUCCUUUUCAUGUGAAUAAUUAUUUAGGCAUUCCUAUCAAUAUAAUCCUGACCAAUGGAACAUUUCAGGUAUUAAAUGAAGAUAAAGAUUACAACUGUGUAAAGCUUGAAUCUGGUUGUCCUCCAUUGCAUUUAGUAUAUGGGUCUUCCAAAAAUUCAGAUUCUAACAGAAUGUCUGUCUUGAAAAAACAAGAUACUAAAGAAGAAACAUAUUUUAAUAUAAUGAUCUUAGAAGAUGGUAUGAAUGUUGAACGAAGAAUAUCUGUUGCUUGUACUGACAAGCGAUUCUUCCAGUUACCUCGUGUUACGUAUCCUGGCAACCGAUGGGGUUUUGUUAUGUCUAUUCAAUCACUAUAUGGCUCAAAAUUCAUCACAUUCCAUUCCAUCCUGCAGGUUCAUAAUCAUUUUUCUACACCAAUGGAUGUCUAUUUCAUGAAAGAGUCAAUGAAUGAAGUUGAAUGGUGUUGCACAGUCGAACCAGACAAGACUGAAAAUCUUCCACUCCAUGCUAUUUAUACUACAACAAGUGAACUGUUUUUUAAGCCUAAACAUCUGGAACCUUCGUAUACACUGACACUUCCUCCCUUUGCUUGGAAAGAUUUAGUUGAUAAUUCAUCUACGGAAAAAAUAGUUCAUUGCAAGGAUAAAGAAUCUAACAAAAAACCUUUUUAUAUAAGUAUUGCAGGAGAAGCUGAACGGAUUUAUUAUGAAGAAACUAAUCGCAAAACAUUAUCUAGCUCAUUGUACAAAAUACAUUUGAAUCCAACUGUUGUAUUAAGGAACUUGCUUUUAUAUCCCAUCAAUUAUUCUAUGCAGGGUGUAAGUAAGGAUUAUUGCUUAGCUGAAGGAGAAAGUCAUGACCUGUGGGCUAUUGAUUUAGAUAAACUUGGCCUUGAAAUAAGAAUAAACAGCUAUUUAGAUAGAAAUUGGACAUGCUACAAAGUAUUGAAGAAACAAGUGGAUGAAAUCAGUGUUUGGGUAUUUGAUUCCCCCACCAGCGACAGAACUUUGCAUUUAGCUUUAGGAGUGCAUUCACAAAGAAUUAAUGGUUGCCUUGUUAUGCAACUGUAUUCACCAUUUUGCAUGGUGAAUAAAACUGGAAUGAUGUUAACAUACAGAGAAACAAGAAAGCGUCUUGAUUUCAAAUCUUGUUGCUAUUCAUCGGGAGAAGAAGAUAAUAUUAUUCGACAUCCUGCUGAAAUUAAUCCAGUGAUGUUUUCUUUUAAAGCUAAAGCAUUUUUUGCAAAGAAAAAGGCAUCAUUGAAAAUCGGAGAUUCUGAGUGGUCUGACAAAUUUUCUCUGGAUGCUGUUGGAAGCUCUGGAACUGUUAUUGCAAAAACCAAGAGUGGGAAAACAUAUGGAUUAGGAGUGCAAAUAAAGCUAAGUCAAGCUGGAUUAACAAAAAUGGUUAUCUUCACACCUUAUUAUCUUUUAGUAAACAACUGUGAACAAGAAAUAGAAGUAAUGGAAAUUGGUACAUCUGAGUGGUUAAAAAUCCCAACCUCUGAGGAAAUUUCCCAAGAUUCUUCAUCAAAGAAAAGGGAAAAUUGUGUUAGAUUCUGGCCUAAUGAUUCUAAUGCGGCUGAAAUNUUUGUAUACAUAUGUAGUUUUUAUAAAGGUGGUAUAGUCGUCAAUUGUCAAAUUUCAGAAUCAUCAGUAAUUGUCACAUUUGAAGAUUACUUUCCUGGUCAUGCUGCAUUUUUAUUAGUUAACAAUUUAGAUGAUGUUCCAAUAACUUUUAAUCAGAGUGGUGUAUCAAAAGAAAUCAAAGUAUUACCUAGAUCUUCUCAACUGUACACUUGGCAAAAUCCUCAAGGGGAAAGACAUCUCAAAUGGACUUGCAAUGAAGCCAGUGGAGAGCAUGACUUGGUUAAGGAUGGUAUUGGCGAAUUAACACCCGGAGAAAAUAAAAAGUUUUACUGGGUGUCAUUUUUAGAUGGUGUGCAAAGAGUUUUUAUGUUUACCGAUGAUCUAGCUCUAGCUACUGCAGCUCAGCAAGCAGGUGAACUAGAAAGAAUUGAGCAAGAAAUAGUAAUAAUGCUACAAGGUGUUGGCAUGUCUUUAGUUAACAAUGAUACAAAAGCAGAAAUAAUGUAUAUGGGCAUAACUAGUACUGGAAUAAUAUGGGAAGCAAGAAAAAAGAGAAGCAAACGAUUUAAACCAUUAAGUGUUAAGGAAGUAGAAAUAAUAGAAGCUGCUUACCAAAAAUAUCAUAUGGAAAUUAAAGUUGGAAAAAAGCCAAAGUCUUCUGUUUUAAUGAAUGGAAAAAUGGAGAUUGAUUUCCAAGCUAUGGUAAUGAUUAAACCUUUGCAAAGAGUUAUUAGGCGAACAUAUGCCUAUGGCUUAUGGUUACAGUAUAAGACUUCACCACAUCAACUUCAAGUACAUGCAAAAAUUCAUAACCUUCAAAUUGACAAUCAGUUAAUGGACUGUGUAUUUCCUGUGGUUUUAGCACCUGUUCCUCCUCCAAAAUCAGUUGCUGCUGAAACAGAACCAAAACCAUUUACUGAACUUAGUAUCAUGCUUCGCAAAGCAGAACAUAGUGAAGUUCUUCAGUUGAAGUAUUGUAAGAUAUUGGUUCAAGAAUUUCAUAUUAAAUUGGAUCAAGGCUUUAUAAAUUCAAUUCUACAAUUUUUCACACCUGACCAAGCUCCAGAAAUAGACCAUAUAAAAAUGUUAACUCUUGAUAAAACUACUGCAAUGUCAACUCUUAAAGAUGUUGCUGCUGUGUAUUCAACUCAAGAAAAGUUAUUCUAUUUUGACAACCUGCAUUUUUCUCCUCUAAAGGUCCAUAUCAGCUUUUCUAUGACUGGUGCAAAUCAAGAAGAAAGCAACAAACCUACUCCCAUUCAUUCAGAUUUUUUGAAUUUACUACUACAGAGUGUUGGAGUUACUCUAACUGAAAUACAAGAUGUGGUUUUCAAACUGGAUUAUUUUGAAAGAAGAUAUGUAUUUAUGUCUCAAAAUCAACUUAUAGCAGAUGCAUCAUCUCAUUACAUAAGUCAAGCAGUAAAACAGGUUUAUAUGCUUGUUCUUGGAUUGGAUGUGAUAGGCAAUCCUGUUGGUCUUCUUCUUGGCUUAGGUGAAGGCGUUACAGAUUUAUUUUAUGAACCAUUCCAAGGUGCUAUUCAAGGGCCUGAAGAAUUUGCUGAAGGUCUUGCACUUGGUGUAAAAUCACUUUUUGGCCAUGCAAUAGGUGGUGCUGCUGGAGCAGCCUCACGAAUUACUGGCACUCUUGGAAAGGGUAUAGCUGCCUUGACCUUGGAUAAGGAUUAUCAGAAGAAAAGACGACAGAACAUAAGUCGCCGUCCUCAAGAUUUCACGCAUGGAAUAGCUGAAAGUGGUAAAGGACUUGUCAUGGGGGUAUUUGAUGGUGUAACUGGUAUUGUUACAAAGCCGAUUGAAGGUGCUAGAGAAGGAGGUGUUGGUGGAUUUUUCAAAGGUGUUGGCAAAGGUUUAAUUGGUGUUGUAACACGACCAACUGCAGGUGUAGUCGACUUUGCCAGUGGCUCUUUAGAUGCUGUGAAAAGAGUUACACAAGUCUCUGAUGAAGCUAAGCGUAUUAGAACUCCUCGCUUUAUUAAAGCGGAUGGAAUCAUUCGUCCCUAUGUAAAAAGAGAAGCUGAAGGGAAUAAACUUUUACAGGAAGUUGAAAAAGGAAAAUAUUCAAACACUGACGUUUAUGUGGCUCAUGCUACAGUAGGAGAUAAAUUGUUCCUUUUGGUUACUAACAACCGAGUCAUGUAUAUUGAAAAAGGAGAUAUAUUCGGACAAUGGGAUACCGUGUGGGAAUACCUCUAUGAAGAAUUAAAAGGACCACCUGAGGCCACUGACAAAGGCUUAAGACUCAUGCUCUUGACACCUCACCGUAAAGGAAUAUUUAGUAAAAAUGUGGCAGGAAAACUUGUUCAUAUAACAGAUCUACAAGUUUGUCAGUGGAUUGCUGAUAAAAUAAAAGAAGUUAUGAGAACGUGAAAAUAAUU
Parasteatoda tepidariorum (common house spider) is the source of this 9911-nucleotide messenger RNA. The record is from RefSeq and is a predicted model, not a curated record. NCBI's taxonomy places the organism in Eukaryota, Metazoa, Arthropoda, Arachnida, Araneae, Theridiidae.